This is a messenger RNA of Lingula anatina, 13082 nucleotides long. Its product is annotated as protein furry. Gene Ontology annotation, cellular component: site of polarized growth; cell cortex. Lineage: Eukaryota; Metazoa; Brachiopoda; Lingulata; Lingulida; Lingulidae. The record is from RefSeq and is a predicted model, not a curated record. Gene Ontology annotation, biological process: neuron projection development; cell morphogenesis.
GUGAGAACGAGGCAACAUUAGAGGCCCAAGAAAACAAUCAGCAAGAUGUUACCCUAACCAAAUAUCUACAUCCAAAGACCCCAGACACAGUUGAAAUGGCUGAGAGUAGAGAGGAACCACUGGGCCUGCCACAGAAUGGCCAGAUCCAGCCAGCAGAUGACUCUACUGAGGAACACACCAAGCAGCCAUCACAGAUAACUCUGCCCUGGGGAGGCAGUAAAGACAGGAUGGCAUUCCCGCCAACCUUUAAUAUAGACACCGAUAUCCGUCCAGGAGAAUUUGUGAUGAGGACGUUGUUUGCUGAAUUCUUUGUUUUAGCGGAACAGAAAAUUGAAUUGGUCCUCACAGAGCCACUGGAAAGACCUCUGUCCAAGUCUUUACAGCGGAAAGAGGACACAGAGUUUGAUCAGCUGUUAAGCACAUUGGGCAAUGUGGCCGAGCACUGUCUUCCCUCUCUGCUGAGAACACUGUACAAGUGGUUUGAUAGGCAGUGUCCACCAGAUGGCUCUCUGCAACAUGAGCUCAAACAAAAGAUGAAAAGUAAAACGGCAGCGGACAGGACAGAAAGAGAAUACUUGUUGGAAAGAAGAGAGCUUGCUGUUGAUUUCCUUUACUGCUUAGUUCUCAUUGAGGUGUUGAAACAGUUGCCGUUCCAUCCAGGUCAAGACGACCUGAUCAGCCACCUUCUCCUGCAGGCAUUUAGGCAUUUUAAAUACAAAGACAUCCCAGCCAGUAGCCCCAAUGGGACCAAUGUGUCCACAAUAUCAGACCUGUAUGCAGAGGUGAUAGGGGUCCUAGCACAAUCCAGGUUCCAGGCAGUACGUAAGAAGUUCAUGUUAGAGCUGAAGGAACUACGUAGUAAAGACCAAAGUCUUGCCAUCACACAGAGUGCCAUCAUCAGCCUCCUUAUGGGACUCAAGUUCUUCAGGGUCAAGAUGCAUCCAAUAGAAGAGUUUGAGGCUUGUGUUCACUUCCUUCAGGAGUUGGGCAACUAUUUCCUUGAAGUUCGCGAGAAGGACAUCAAACAUGCGCUGGCAGGAUUGUUUGUGGAGAUUUUGCUGCCAGUUGCUUCUGUGGUCAAACAUGAAGUCAAUGUCCCUGUGCUGAAGAAUUUUGUAGAGAGCCUCUUCACCACCACCACAGAAAUGAGCACCAGAAAGAAACACCAGCUGGCCCUGUACCCCAUGUUAACAUGUUUACUUUGUGUGAGUCAGAAGUCAUUUUUCCUGGCCAACUGGUCCCCUUUCCUGACCAUGUGUUUGACACAGCUGAGGAACAGAGACCCUAAGAUGUCCAGAGUGGCACUGGAGUCACUCUACAGGCUCUUAUGGGUGUAUAUGAUCAGAAUCAAAUGUGAGAGUAACACGACCACGUUGAGUAAACUCCAGAGCAUCUCCAGCAGUUUGUUCCCAAAGGGGGGCAGGUCCCUCAUUCCAAAGGACACACCACUCAACAUCUUUGUCAAAAUUAUACAGUUUGUUGCACAGGAAAGGCUAGACUUUGCCAUGAGGGAAAUAGUCUUUGAUUUGCUGUGUGUUGGUAAGCCAAUCCGGGUCGUAAACCCGCAACGUAUGAGCGUGGGCCUUCGUGCCUUCCUGGUAGUGGCGGACAGUUUACAGCAGAAAGACGGGGAGCCUCCCAUGCCUCAGACCGUGGGAGUGAUGCCAUCUGGAAACACCCUGAGAGUCAAGAAGACUUUCUUGAAUAAGAUGUUGACUGAUGGAGUGGCCAAGACCAUAGGGAUGUCCAGUUAUUAUCCACAGAUUAGGAAGGCAUUUGAUGGGAUACUCAGGGUGCUGGACCGUGAAGUGGGCAGGAAUCUGGCCAUGACCAAACCUGAGAAUGUGAAUAAAGACCUGGAGGAGCUCAUGAUAGGGGAAAGGAAAGCUAAGAUUGAUCUAUUCCGUACCUGUGUAGCGGCCAUUCCUCGUCUGUUCCCUGAGGGCAUGCAGAAGUCUGAGGUGGUGGAUCUUCUUACGCGACUCAUGAUUCAUGUGGACGAGAAACUCAGAGAGUUGUCACUGCAAGCACUUCAGAAUCUUGUACUGGACUUUCCAAGUUGGAGAGAAGAUGUUUUACAUGGCUUCAUUCAGUUUGUGCAGAAAGAGAUUGGUGACUCAUUCCCAGGUCAGCAGCAUUUGGACAACUUUCUCCGCGUCCUGCUACAGUUCCUGACACAGUGGAAGACAGCUGCCCAGUCCCCCUUUGGUGCUAAAGAUAAAUCUGAAAACUUGGAGCUGUCUGCCCACAAGCUUCCCUUUGACCGCAGCAGCCAUGCUAACGUGAUGAAUGAGAUCGAGGGGUUUGCCCUGGUCAUGCUGUGCAACUGUAAACCUCUGACGCGUAAACUGGCAGCCUGUAUACUCAAGGAGGUCCGCACACUUUUCAGCAUCCUGGGUACAUCAAAGGUUGAUGACCCCUGUGUUAUAGAUGUCAUAGACAAGGCCAUGCCAAAUAUUAUAGAGAAACUGCUGCCCUACCUGCCAUCACAGGAAAAGAACGCCAUCCAGUCAGCCUCCAAUAUUGACCUACAAUGGCUGUGCGAGAGAACAUCCGCCGUGUGGGUCGCAGGCUAUCACGAGCACAACAUCACCCUUGACACCAGUCGGUCAGGAGCGGUCACCAACGAGUUUGACCCCUGGGUGGUUUGUCUGGCCAAUUUCCUUGGUCAAGACUGCCUGUACACCAGCUGUCCCCAUGCUAUAGCCCAUGCCUGGCCCAUCGUGUACUACAGGCUACAGUCCUAUAUGGAUCCUAAUGUCAACCCCUCCAUAGUAAGUGACACCCGCUCAUCGUCCAUCUUGAGGUCCGGCAGUAAGAAGAUGGCCAGUGAGAAGGACUUGUAUAAUAACCUGUGGAGGAACUAUGUGGUGUUUGCCUGCUGUAUAGCCCCAUCAGGACCAGGUGCCACACCCAGGUGCUCAUCUCCAGAACUCAGCUCAUCACCUGAGAGUUCAUCCUCAGAGCGAUCAGAGCCGCGUCCAGCAGGUGUCGUCACAGUGUGUGCUAGUAACCUGUUUAAGCAGCUCACUCCCCUCAUUCGUAGUGAUGCACUGGACACUAGGGAGACCAUCGUCAAUGGACUGGGGAGGUGCAAUCCAGAUUCCUUCAGAGCCCUGGUGGAGGAACUGGUACCAUACAUCAAGGAAGCCAUUGACAGGAAGCAGGAGAAAGUUGCCAGGAGGAAGAAAAGAGACGCUCUACGAGUUCUGCUGGUCAGAAUAUUUAAACUGCUGGCUGAGAACAAGACAUUUGCUCACAGCAAUACCAAGGUGGUGGAUGCUGAGAGGCACACCCUGAGUCCCACCUUUGUGGAGUACAUAGAUGGUGCUAGGAUCUUCCUGGACAAUGAAGGGGACAGAGAACAGCCCAUGCUGCAGGAAAUCAGGGUGUACUUUGCUGGGUUUGUGACACAGCUGAUCAUACACACACCAGUGGAGUACAGAUACUGCCUGUUAUCGCGGGACCUCCGUUACAGCCUGUUCUUCCUGUUUGCUGGCUGGAGCGGCAGAUUUGGGACCAUGUUUGGAGCAGUAGACAGGAGACAAGGUAAAGAUGAAGCCUGUACAGACUUUGAAUUGGCAGCUGUCCAUGCCAUGUCGGCCGUAGUAUGCUGUGGUCAAGUGUUUGACCCCUCUGGACUUAACGAGGAUGGCUACCUGUACAGCUGGUUAGAUGUCCUUCUGGGGACACAUGAUGAAAAAGUAAGAACACCUAGACCACCUGAAAAGAUCACCCACAGACUGCAGACAGCCAGACCAGCAAUACGCCAGGUGCUCCUCCAGGUCCUCACCCCAUGGCUGUACAAUCUGGAGUUUGUAGACCCCCACCUGCCCCCUCUCAAUGUGUGGGCUGACGCCCUGCUUCGGGCUCAAGAAGGGACCCAGGACCUGGAGCCCCCACUGAAGGGGGAGGGAUGGGGUUCCCAGCAGGCCACGGAAAUGGUGCUGAACAACAUGUUUUAUAUCACACUGAAAUUUGUAGAUGACCACCCCUGUGAGCUGGAGAACCUGUGGUCAGCCCUGGUCCACUACUGGCCAAAUAACCUCAGGAUUAUCAUACGCUUCAUGAUCAUUGUCACUGGCAUGGCACCCACAGAGCUUUUACAAACUGCCAAGCUUGUGACCGUGUACAUAGCUAGAACACGGCCAGAUCGACUGAUUGAGGAAAUCAUGAACGAGCUGCAGACAAUCGAGAAUCUCCACUUCAACAUCGAUAGAACUGAGACUCCGCCUUUCUUCCGCCUGACCAACUUCAGGAAGUACGGAGAGGAGGGUUCAUCCGCUGACACCACUAUGGAGAGGACGGAGGGAAGCCCGCUGGAAAAAGGACAGAUUCACACUAAGAGAAGAAGUGCAAGUGCCCUGGAGGAGAGAGAGCUGCUGACCCCAAGGACCAACUCGGCCGCCUCACUCCGCAGCGUCUCUAGUGGCUCCAGUCACGGUAGCGUGAAAGAAAUGCGUGGCCUCUCACUUACAUCUGCUGCUGAAGUAUCACCUGAUGAGUGUGUCCCUAAGCAGUCAGGAGAGGACCCAAUGGAGGGCCCCCAGCCCUACCCACUACCCAUGCCAGCAUAUGGGGGCUUCUAUGCCCCUCUCAACUACCACCUGCCUGAGAGUGGCACACAGAUCCAGUGCUUCCACAGGUGUAACAUGGCAGUGAUGCUGUUAACAGAUCUGAUAGUGGAUGGUUUGGAGAUAGACUGGUCCAUGCAUCUCCCUCUGAUGUUCCAUAUCAUCUUUCUAGGUUUGGAUAACAACCGUAGCCUGGUGUCAGAGCACUGUAAGAAACUACUGUUGAAUAUUCUGCUUGUGCUCAGUGUGGAGACGGACAACCUUGGGAUAGCCAAGCUGAUUCUCAUCAACAAGGAGCUCAAAGAGGAGUUCCAGCUAGCACUGUCUAAUUCCAUAGCCAAGGAUUUAGAGAGCACAGCCAGCAGUGAGCAGACAGGCAUGAUGCCAGCCCAGUCAUAUAGCACACCCAGCAAGAUCACCCACAGACUGCAGACAGCCAGACCAGCAAUACGCCAGGUGCUCCUCCAGAUUCUCACUCCCUGGCUGUACAACCUGGAGUUUGUAGACCCCCACCUGCCCCCUCUCAAUGUGUGGGCUGACGCCCUGCUGCGGGCUCAGGAGGGGACCCAGGACCUGGAGCCCCCACUGAAGGGGGAGGGGUGGGGCUCUCAGCAGGCCACAGAGAUGGUGCUGAACAACAUGUUUUAUAUUACACUGAAAUUUGUAGAUGACCACCCGUGUGAGCUGGAGAACCUGUGGUCAGCCCUGGUCCACUACUGGCCAAAUAACCUCAGGAUUAUCAUACGCUUCAUGAUCAUUGUCACGGGCAUGGCACCCACAGAGCUUUUACAAACUGCCAAGCUUGUGACCGUGUACAUAGCUAGAACACGGCCAGAUCGACUGAUCGAGGAAAUCAUGAAUGAGCUGCAGACAAUCGAGAAUCUCCACUUCAACAUCGACAGAACUGAGACUCCACCUUUCUUCCGCCUGACCAACUUCAGGAAGUACGGAGAGGAGGGUUCAUCCGCUGACACCACUAUGGAGAGGACGGAGGGAAGCCCGCUGGAAAAAGGACAGAUUCACACUAAGAGAAGAAGUGCAAGUGCCCUGGAGGAGAGAGAGCUGCUGACCCCAAGGACCAACUCAGCCGCCUCACUCCGCAGUGUCUCUAGCGGCUCCAGUCACGGUAGCGUGAAGGAAAUGCGCGGCCUCUCACUGACAUCUGCUGCUGCUGAAUUAUCACCUGAUGAGAGUGUCCCUAAGCAGUCAGGAGAGGACCCAUUAGAGGGCCCCCAGCCCUACCCCCUACCCAUGCCAGCAUAUGGGGGCUUUUAUGCCCCUCUCAACUACCACCUGCCUGAGAGUGGCACACAGAUACAGUGCUUCCACAGGUGCAACAUGGCAGUGAUGCUGUUAACAGAUUUGAUAGUGGAUGGUUUGGAGAUAGACUGGUCCAUGCAUCUCCCUCUGAUGUUCCAUAUCAUCUUCCUAGGUCUGGAUAACAACCGUAGCCUGGUAUCAGAGCACUGUAAGAAGCUGCUGUUGAAUAUUCUGCUUGUGCUCAGUGUAGAGACAGACAAUUUGGGGAUAGCCAAGCUGAUUCUCAUCAACAAGGAACUAAAAGAGGAGUUCCAGCUAGCACUGUCUAAUUCCAUAGCCAAGGAUUUAGAGAGCACAGCCAGCAGUGAGCAGACAGGCAUGAUGCCAGCCCAGUCCACCAUCAGCAUCAGCUCCAUUUCCACCAUCACUCCAGAAAAUGUUUCCAAAAUGGUGGAUGUGGACUCCAUGACCUCCAUGAAAGAGGUGGUGACAGGGAUUAUAGACUUCAUGACUGCUAGGAAAUCCAAGCCUCUGUGGAGUUUUGAGGACACCACGUCGCGUAACCUGACCAUGAAGAGUGCGGAACAGCUUGAAUACCUGUUGAAACACGUGAUACGUAUCUGUAAGGAGGUCAUUCCUCUGUCGCAUGUGGAGCAUCGCUGGGCACAGGUGGCGCUGCAGCUGGCUUUGUCCUGUUCAUCGAGACAUUAUGCUGGCAGGUCUUUACAGGUGUUCCGUGCACUCCAUGUCCCACUGAACACUCGCAUGCUGUCAGACAUCUUGUCGCGUCUGGUGGAGACUGUCGCUGAGCAGGGCGAAGACAUGCAGGGCUACGUCACAGAGAUCAUGCUUACCCUGGAGGCCGCCGUGGACCGCAUCGACACAAACCUCCUAAAACCAAUGGACUUUACCAAAGAUCUUUUCCUGUCUACUCCUAAUCUCACCAGAGAGGUGAGGGCAGAGAUUAGGAAGAGUCCCACGACAGCAGUGGUGAAGUAUACGCCGGCUUCGCACCAUUCACAUUCUAGGAGCACCAGUAUGUCGCUGAGUGCCAUAGCACGGCGCUCCGCACCGAUGGCAUCGUCACCACCUGUGGUGGCAGAGGUCAAAGUUGAAGCAAUCCCUAGACCAAAGAGCAGCAUAGAAGAGUCCAGUAAAAAGUCCACCAAUCUGUCCCGGUCUCGAAGUGCCCAGUCUCUGAAGAAUAUCCAACAGGACACGUCCAGCCAGGACGAUAAACUGACCAUACUGGCCCAGAUGUUCUGGAUGGCCGUGUCCAUGCUGGAGUCGGACUACGAAUAUGAGUUCCUGCUGGCUAUUAGGCUGCUGGAGAAGUUACUUCUGAGAAUUCAGCCAGAACGGCUAGAGUGCAGGGAAAAGCUGGACAAGAUUCAGCAGCAAAUCAAGUGGCCAUGUUUCCCAGGUUUACAAGCUUUGUUACUCAAGGGCUGCACAUCAUCUACUACAGCAGAGCCCACCUGGUCCUUGCUGGCCAAGCUGACAUUGUGCUCCACUGCCCCUGUGGUUGACCCCUCUCAGGCAUCAGGUUUUCCAAUGAAUGUGGUGGCUCUGCUGCCAUACUUAGUGUACAAUUAUGAAGCUCCUACUUUACUUUGUGCUGAGGCUGCAGAGCAUAUUGCACAGGUGUGUAUGGAGCCCCCUGUGAAGAUGGAGAACCUGGCCACUGUAAUGACCCUAUACAGCCGAGGGACUUUCAACAAGGACAGCCACCAGUGGACCAAGUGUGUGGUCAAGUAUCUCAAUGAUGUCUACUCCAAACUCAGCCUGGACAUGAUCAACUUCCUGGUUGAGGUUCUAGAGAAAGGUCCAUCCUGUUACCAAGCCUCUGUGAUCCAGAUCCUUCACUGUAUCUUUAACUACAUGGACAUGAGCACCACCUCCUCCCAGGCCAUUAACACAGAGCUCCUCAGGGUCAUUGCCAAAUACAUAGAGGGUUCCCACUGGAGAGAGGCUCUGAAGAUCUUAAAGCUUGCAGUGACCAAUACGUCCACCUACACUCUUCCUGUAUCUGGCAGUAUGGGCUCUAUAUCCUCUGACAUGUCCAGUGUGUCCAGCCACUCUGGUCACUUCCUGGCCUCAGAGCUGGUAUUCAGGAGGGAAUUACCUGGUCANACCAUCAGCAUCAGCUCCAUUUCCACCAUCACUCCAGAAAAUGUUUCCAAAAUGGUGGAUGUGGACUCCAUGACCUCCAUGAAAGAGGUGGUGACAGGAAUUAUAGACUUCAUGACUGCUAGGAAAUCCAAGCCUCUGUGGAGUUUUGAGGACACCACGUCGCGUAACCUGACCAUGAAGAGCGCGGAACAGCUUGAGUACCUGUUGAAACAUGUGAUACGUAUCUGUAAGGAGGUCAUUCCUCUCUCACAUGUGGAGCAUCGCUGGGCACAGGUGGCGCUGCAGCUGGCUUUGUCUUGUUCAUCAAGACAUUAUGCAGGCAGGUCUUUACAGGUGUUCCGUGCACUCCACGUCCCACUGAACACGCGCAUGCUGUCAGACAUCUUGUCGCGUCUGGUGGAGACUGUCGCUGAGCAGGGGGAAGACAUGCAGGGCUACGUCACAGAGAUCAUGCUCACCCUGGAGGCCGCUGUGGACCGCAUUGACACAAAUCUCCUAAAACCAAUGGACUUUACCAAAGAUCUUUUCCUAUCUACUCCUAAUCUCACCAGGGAGGUGAGGGCAGAGAUUAGGAAGAGUCCCACGACAGCAGUGGUGAAGUAUACGCCGGCCUCGCACCAUUCACAUUCUAGGAGCACCAGUAUGUCGCUAAGUGCCAUAGCAAGGCGCUCCGCACCAAUGGCAUCUUCCCCACCUGUGGUGGCAGAGGUCAAAGUUGAAGCAAUCCCAAGACCAAAGAGCAACAUAGAAGAAGCCAGUAAGAAGUCCACCAAUCUGUCCCGGUCUCGAAGUGCCCAGUCUCUGAAGAAUAUCCAGCAGGAUACGUCCAGCCAGGACGAUAAACUGACCAUACUGGCCCAGAUGUUCUGGAUGGCUGUUUCCAUGCUGGAGUCGGACUACGAGUAUGAGUUCCUGCUGGCUAUUAGGCUGCUAGAGAAGUUACUUCUGAGAAUUCAGCCAGAACGGCUAGAGUGCAGGGAAAAGCUGGACAAGAUUCAGCAGCAAAUCAAGUGGCCAUGUUUCCCAGGUUUACAAGCUUUGUUACUCAAGGGCUGCACAUCAUCUACUACAGCAGAGCCCACCUGGUCCUUGCUGGCCAAGCUGACAUUGUGCUCUACAGCUCCUGUGGUAGACCCCUCUCAAGCAUCAGGUUUUCCAAUGAAUGUGGUGGCUCUACUGCCAUACUUAGUGUACAAUUAUGAAGCUCCUACUUUACUUUGUGCUGAGGCUGCAGAGCAUAUUGCACAGGUGUGUAUGGAGCCCCCUGUGAAGAUGGAGAACCUGGCCACGGUGAUGACCCUAUACAGCCGAGGGACCUUCAACAAGGACAGCCACCAGUGGACCAAGUGUGUGGUCAAGUAUCUCAAUGAUGUCUACUCCAAACUCAGCCUGGAUAUGAUCAACUUCCUGGUUGAGGUUCUAGAGAAAGGUCCAUCCUGUUACCAAGCCUCUGUGAUCCAGAUCCUCCACUGUAUCUUCAACUAUAUGGAUAUGAGCACCACGUCCUCACAGGCCAUCAACACAGAGCUCCUCAGGGUCAUUGCCAAAUACAUAGAGGGUUCCCAUUGGCGAGAGGCUCUGAAGAUCCUAAAACUUGCAGUGACCAAUACAUCCACUUACACUCUUCCUGUGUCAGGCAGUAUGGGCUCUAUAUCCUCCGACAUGUCCAGUGUGUCCAGCCACUCUGGUCACUUCCUGGCCUCAGAGCUUGUAUUCAGGAGGGAGUUACCUGGUCGAACCAUGGACUUCAUGUUUGAUAUGAAGGAGACUCCAUUGAUUGGUGCCAGGGUGCUGGAGCCAGACAUGCCAGUGCCCCUGAUGAAGAUUCACCUGAAGGAGAAGAGUUCCUCUGAGGAGGGGAGCUUGGACAGAAAGUCGUCAGCUUCCAAGGGCAGUCCUCCCCCUCACAGUGGAGAUGUUAUGGCGGGAUGGAAGAGACCGCAGCUAUCUCAGGGACGGACACGUGAGCGCCUGGUGAACCUGCUCACCUGCUACGGGCAGAGAGUGCUUCCAAAGAGUCCAUCUGUGAUCUUCAGCCAGUCCAGUGACACUAUAGAGAGACAACCCAGUAUUUGCUCCAGUAGUGAGGAGAACUCCAUGAAUGACGGGAUUCCAGGUGAGAUGAAGUUAGAUGAGAGCAGCAGCAGUGAGAUCAUGGUGAUGAAAUCAUUUGACUUCUUAAACAAAGAGGAAGAGGAAGAUCCGGAGAGCCAAGUGGGUUUCAACUGGCCACUCCACAAGAACUUCCCAUCCCAGGGGAGUUUAGAGGGGAGAUCUGAGAAGGAGGGCAGAGCAAGUAAACAGCCCGAGGCAGCUUCAGACUACUCUGACGAGGAUGAGAAGACCCAGAGAACCAACUCCUGGCCCCUGGCAGAGUCUCCUUCCUGUGAGUCUCCAGUUGAGGAAGUAUUGCAUCAGGACCUUGUCACUCAGAGGUCCAUCAUGGUGACCACGCCCAGCUCGGACGCCACUGAUGGCACAGAAGACGGACGUCUGCGCAGACAUUCUAGCCCACUCUCAGGGUCAACGCACAGUGUCCAUAGCAUGGGCAGUGACAUGGACAUUGCUGACCUCAGUCCAAGCAAUGCCUCGCCAAACUUCUCCAACAUGGCGGCAGCAUUUCUUAGUAUUCAGAGUGACGAGAUAGAGGACAUCUGGAACGCCCACGUGACGAGAAUUAUGACAGAUAUGACAGGGUCGUACGCUGUUAACACGUACCAGUUCUUUGUUAGGUUGUACAAGGAACUGAGAAGAAAGCUGACCAGCCUGACCAAGGAAGCGUGCUACUAUCUGGCCAAGACGGAAGAGCUGAGGUCCAUAGCGACACAGUUCCUGACAGUGCUGGAGCUGCUGUUGUCUCAGGCAGAAUGUCCGCAUGUCUUCACUGAGCCAGAUACGUUGAUAAGCUGCAAGCUCCUACAGCAGCACAAGUUUUGUGUUCUGGAGAUCAAUGAGACAUAUGAGACUUAUAUGUUGAGGAGAGAGCAGGCAAUAGAGACCUUGGACAGUAUCAAGUCUUCAGUAAAACUGCAGUCACUGGGGGAAAAUGUCAGUGAUUUCUGCGGAGAGGAACAGGGGGCCACGCCAGGGACAGAAUGCUAUGCUAAGAAAAUGGACCUGUGUAAAUGCCUGUACAGACUUCACUUUCAGCUGGUGCUUCUGUUUGAGAGUUAUGCCAGACUGGUGAACAUCUUGUCUGGUGCUGCCACCUGUCCACAGAUAAUAGAUAUGUCCACCGAUGUGACGGAGGUCCGUAAGGAGUUGGUCCACGCCAUAGAGGAAGUGGACACAGAGCAGGUGUCCCCCCUGAAUGUGGACCCCGGUCAGUUGAACAAGGAGAAUGCGGAGAAGAUGCUGGUGGAGUACAUGACCAACCAGCAGUACCAGAGGGCCGUCAUGCUGAUUCGAGACCUCAGGUCCCUGUGGCACAGUGAUGUAUUUGGUGUGAACAAAGACGAUGAUGUGCCGGCACUGUUGUCCAUCUACUGCAGACACCUGGCAGAGAAAACACCAGGGCUACUUGUGAUCACCAAACCUGAGCACACCCUAGGAGAGGUGUGCGGUCAGCUGAUGGAGGUCAACGUCCAGCUGUCCAGAUCUAUACAACAACUGGAAUUAAUGUCCAGGGAGGACAGAGAGGUGGUCAUGAAGAAGCCAGAGUCCAGUACAUUAUGAGGGUGAAAGGGCAACCAUGGAUCCAAGUGGGAAGUGAAUUGGAAAAUAUUUGACAAUGUCUGGAUGUGUUAUUGCUACAGCUGAUGUCUAGGUGUUAUCUACCAGUAGACUUCCCCUUGUAAACACUCUAUUCUCUGGAGAUGUACAAAGAGUGCUCAGGGUUCAGGCUGUAGGUGUCAUGUAUUCUAUAGAUAUAUGAUAUAAGAGUCCGUUGUUGAGAGCUGGCUAUCUGGAACAAUGUGACAUGUCUAAUUGUCACAUCUAGAGGGGAGAGGACAGUAGAGACUACAGUAGUCUAGAACUCUGUGGUGUGGGGUUAUGUCUCACAUUGUCUCGUGUCUAUUUGUCAUGCCUGUCAUCCAUCUGUUGAGACAGCAGGAAAGUAAUUGUAAGCAUAAUGGCCAAGGAAAUGUGUAAUGCUUGCUACUAAGAGCAAAACGGAAACAGAACAGAAAUAGUUGGCACUGUUCUGACCCUCUAUCUGGAAAUUAAGUCUAGACCUUAUUUGUUGGUGAGUGUCCAGCAGGAGACGUUUUUUAAAGUGCAAUUUCUAUUGAAUUUGCCCAUUUGAUAUUGAUUUAUAACAGUAAGGUAUAAAAUAGUGAAGGACACCCCUCCCCCCUCAUGUGUAGAUGGAAGAAGGGAUUCUAGGGUGGAGGCACUGUGAUGCUCUUCAAACAACAUUACUGUUGAAAAAAAAAACAAUAAGGUUUAGUUUGCUCGGAGUAAAAGUCCAUGUUAAUAUUUGUUCUGUAAAAUAGUACAAAAAUGAGUUUAUCCAUAAUUUUUCAUUUAGUUAAAUAAGUCUUGAUAGAGCUCUCUUAUUUAAGAAUGUGUGUCCGAAAGGAUUUAUAAUUUAAUCAUAUUAUUUAUUGAUUUAUUUUAGUUGGUUUAAUUUAUUCUGUUUAACUGCUGUGCUUUAAGACCGAUUUGCACCCUUUAAAAAUGCUGAAGCUUUGAAGCUCAUCUGUAACUUUGAAUGGUUCUAUAUUUCAGCUGGCACUUUUUGGGGGAGUGGUGCCUGAUAUUAGAAACUGAUAAUUUAUAGAAAAGAAUUUGAAAAGCUGAUUUCACAGAAACAUUUCAGAAUGUGCUGAUUUCUAGAAAUAUUUUACAGACAAUAGAGGACAGCGUUUUUCGAUAAAAUGCAUAUUCUACUGUGUUUACAUGCUGCAUGACAUUCUACUUGUUAACAGAUGAGAGAUGGUUCAAUGUGUUGACAAGCAUAAUAGUAAUUAUUUAGUGUUGAUGCUUGUUACACGGAAUCUUGAUGUUGACAAAUGGAUUCUGUAUCGUGUAGAAUGAGGAAAGCAAAAGUGUUAGAUAAGUGAAUAUUGUAGAAAGAUUUUGACGAGGUUGUUAAAGUUAAAGAGAGAAAGAUAUUAAUGUAAUAUAUAUAUUGAGAUGAUUAAUAUUGGAAUGUGCCAAUUGUUCAGUGUA